AUGGAUAAACAUUAUGAGCGCACUCUCAAUUUGCUGAACAAAGAGGUUAGGAGAGAUCAUAGGUCUUUAAGAAAUAGGCUUCAAAGCAUCCUACUAGAUCAUAAAUUCCUGGACGAACUUGUUUUGUCGGUUUUUCCAAACUUCCCCGUGGUUCCUAACGAAAGAUGUGGUCUGUGGUACUGUGAUCCUUCGAGCUUUUGCCAGACAAGUUAUUUCAAAUCCACAGACGGUCACACCAAUCAAUGGGACUUCAGCGUGAGAAGGCUCAAUGUUCAUUUACUGCCCACACUUGCCAAGUAUGGUGGAAUCGUAAUAGUAGACAGCACGAGACGCGGCAAGAAGAUGCCUGACGCAUUGAGUAAAACAGUGCCAAUUUGGUGUGCAGUUUUGAAUAGUCUAAUGCUAGAGUUCCUAAACAGGACUGACGAAGAAGUGCUUUUUUGUCCGCCACACACUGUAUCAAGGCAAGAAUAUGUACAAAUCAAAGCUAAGAUUCCGUUGUUAGUUGAUAAGCUCAAAGCUAUGGGGGUCAUCACUGGAGAGGAACUUGCGAAACUAAAUCAAGGGAAAAUUUUGCGGCCCUUAUGGGUUUAUCCUGGUUCAUCCCUCUUGAGUUCACAUCAAGACUUGUUCACGGGGGAAACAACGUCAGCCGAGUGGGAAAGCCCAGAUACCGAUCAUUUAAUACCGGUGGUUCUUUGUACUGUUAGUUAUCAAUGUCAAGAUGGCGUUGACAAUAGACAUGGAUUUACGUACGUCCAGGGUGCCGCCGAUGAUCACGAACUGUGGGCUAAAGGGCUCACUGCGGAAAUGUUAUGGGAUCACAUUGAGUUCUUGAGAAACCCUAAAGCGAGCGACCAAGCUCUUGACGAGUACAUUUCAACCCAGCUAAAAGCCAAGAAAGCUAGCGUCAACGCUAGCGGCAAUUUAAACGAUAUUAUUAACACAGACGUUAUAACGAAGGAGCUCCGUUUAGGAAGAAUAGCCGAGAAUGUAAAGCUUUCAAAAUGCUUACAGCAGCAAUUAUGUGCUGCUUAUUGUCUUGUUAUCAUAAUGAGUGAGUCAGUUGAACUCUCAGGCACUGAAGAGGACAAAAAUUCGACAAUUAGAGUAAUAAAGCUAUCCAGCGGUUCUAAAAAAAGUUCUAAAUCCUUACGGGCACAGCUCAUCAAUCUAUGUCCGUUGAUAGAGUCAAACUUGCAUAAGCGGCUGCCGAUUCUGGUAUGUUGCGGGGACGGCAAGGAUAUGUCCUUGUGUGUCUUAUUGAGUGUCCUUUGUAGGAACUACAACGUUGAAAGCUGGGAACUUGAGCAGCAGAGUAGCAUACACAAAACAAUAAUCAGAAAGCACCUUUCCAAAGUCGUUGCUAAACUUGAGGGAAGAAACGUAAAUCCACCGAGAGCAUCAUUGAAUAGUGUUAAUGCGUACUUAAUGUAG
Messenger RNA from Lachancea nothofagi CBS 11611, 1437 nucleotides. NCBI's taxonomy places the organism in Eukaryota, Fungi, Ascomycota, Saccharomycetes, Saccharomycetales, Saccharomycetaceae. The record is from the annotation of a GenBank genome assembly.